Messenger RNA from Cutaneotrichosporon cavernicola, 4512 nucleotides. RefSeq lists its product as uncharacterized. The transcript has 7 exons. Bases 1 to 4512 code for a protein of 1503 amino acids. Gene Ontology annotation, cellular component: trans-Golgi network. The record is from RefSeq and is a predicted model, not a curated record. NCBI's taxonomy places the organism in Eukaryota, Fungi, Basidiomycota, Tremellomycetes, Trichosporonales, Trichosporonaceae.
AUGAGCACGCCGGCGCCGCUCAGCGCCCUCGCCGACCCAAUGGCGCUGGCCCGCCUUCAGGUCCUCCUCGUUCCAGUGCAUCGCGACGGCGCCGAACCCCUCCUCGAGCCCGUGUACGAGCACUGGUCCCAGCUCUUCCGGAACCACCAUACACUGCGCGGUGACGAGAUCGUGCACGGAACCCAGGGAUCCCCGGCGCAUCGACGUGGGGUACCCGAGUCGCCGCGCAGCCGCUUCCUUCCAAGCGCACCAGGCUCGUCAAUCUCACGCGCGGCAGGCGCCAGUACCGUUCAGCUCGCGUUCCCCUCCCAGCCACCUUCAAAGCACCUGAACGCACUUAGUUUGCUGCGCAUGUCGGCAUUCCCUCUCGUCGUCAUCGGCAUUGGCGUUGACGACGCAAAUGGCUACUCUGUCGGUAACGAGACGCCCACGCAGGACAAGACGGCCGCGGCGCAAGCGUGGGCCCAGACGUUCACCCAGGUUCUCGCAGGCAUCAUGCCCCCGACAUCGGCGUUCCCUCUCGUCAAGCGCCUCGUACUCGUGCCCUCCCAGUUGUCAGCGGCCGACCCACGUUCUCCGGGGCGGGACACCCCCGGUGCGUCGUCACUGGGUACACAGCGGGCGUCGAUUACCCGAAGCGGAUCGCCCACCUUUAGUUUCAUCCGGCACGCGCCCUCGGAAGGUGGUGACAGCUGGGUCACCAAGCUGUUAGGAGAAGCUGUCGGCGAAGUGUAUGGCGAGCUCGGCGAACUGGUUGCAUCACUCGAGUCUCAGGCCGGCAUGAAGACGCUGUCGAGCACGCUCCUCCCGUCUCUUUGCGGCAUUCCGGAACAAGGGAACACAGCGACACCUCGCUCCUCCAUCCAGUCUCCGACGUCUGGGUCAGCGAGCCCGAGUCACAGUCGCCGAUCCUCCGGUAUGAUCAGGACCAACUCGAUGCCGGCGGUCCCGACAAUGACUAGACAUCCUUCCCGGACGCUCACGCCUGGCGGCCGUCCCAUCUCUGUCCAGGGGCCAUCUGCCCCUCCAAUCCAGUCAAGCACGAUCUCCCCCGCCGCACCUUCGCCGACGUCAGCGAACCUCUUCAAGCGCUCGUCGAUGCUCUCGUCCCCCUUCAACCGCGCAUCCUCUGCCGGUACUCCCGCUGCCAGCAAGGAGAACAAGGACUCGAUGAGCGUCACGCGCCUCACAUCGGCUCCCCUGACUGGUAUCGCUGGCGGUCGUCUGCUCAAGCUCCUCGGCGACAUGUACCUCCUCACCGGCAAGUACAACGACGCCAUCAUGUGCUACGACGAAGGUGCAGAGAAGUCGCGUGUCGUUGGGGACGUGCUGUGGGAAGCAUUGGCCCGCGAAGGACGAGCGGUCGCCGGUAUCGGCGAGGCUUGGGAAGGCCGAGACGGAUCUACACACUCUACUCCAUUCCCGUCAUCCCCGAUCCCGGUCGAGAUCUUGUCUCACUACCUCUCGGCGCUAGCAUGUCUGUCACGCGCCCCUCUGCCGUUCCCUCCCAGCUCGACGAUCCUGUCUCCAUCACCUCAGCGUGAUUCGUUGUCCCUCCCACCCCCUGUCGCACCAUCUCCAACCCAAGUUGGCACCGGAGAAGGGCUGCUCGCCUACCUCUACAGCGCGCUGUGUAUCCGCAUAAGCCACUUUGUCCUCACCAUUUUUGCCGCUGGCGGCUGGGGCUCCAUCGCUGUCUCGUCCCUCAUCGCCCACACCCUCCCCCGUUCCUUCCCGCCCCUGGUCGAGGAUGGCAACAUCCGGAGCCUUCGCACGCGUCAUUUAGCAUUGGCCCAGCUAGCCGCUGAGUCGCAAUUAACGCGCCACUCCAUUCUGGGACACGCGGAGGCUGGUGUCGCGUCGUUUCGAAAGGCGAUGACCAAGCCAGAGCAGCUCUCUGUGUUUGUGGAGGUCGUCCGCAUCGCACGGUGGCUCGAGAUGGGCCGCAAGGAGGCCGCCGCUACGAGAGAAGUCCUCAAGCUCGUAGCCGCGAUCGUCGUCGAGGGCCGCGAAGAACAUCGCCGGCUUCUGUCCCAAACUGUUGCGAGAGCACAGGGUGCCGAUUCGUCCAGAAUGGAUGGUGCGGCGGUGUACGGCUUGGGCGUGACGAUCCCUGCUGCGGUGGCUCGCCGAAAAGAGACGGCCGACGGUAACUGUGGUAUCGCCGAACUCGUUGAACGCAUCUGCGCCGUCCUCGGCGUCGAUGUCCUAUCAUUUGGCGACCCUCGCAAGGAGUACGAGGUCUCAAGGCCGAGAGAAAAUCGGGACGAGCCUCACUUUGGCUGGCCAGAGCUCCAAGUUGAGGUCAUCAAGGAAGCAAUCACCAUCGCCGAGUCGCUGCCAGAUCAGCUCAGCGUCGUCCGCCUCUGCCUCUCGGCGCUGCACUCGUUACAUCCGUAUCUCAACCAGUCGAACCAGACACAGCUGUCCAAACUCUACGUACAGGCGAUUGCCACUCUGCGAAGGCGCGCCAUAGAAAUGGGGCCACUUCCGUGGUGGAUUCCAGGCCGCAUGGUGCUCAGCGUAGAAAUUGCCAGCUUGACGCCUAACAAGGUGCCAUUCGAGCACACUCGUGCGGAGAUCGUGCCAACAGACAAGAAGAAGGGUGCCAAGGACCCGUUCCUAUACAAUCCUCGCCUGAAGGCUGUAGAGCAGGGCAAGACCGUGCUGGUUGCCAACGAGCAGGUGGACGUUUUCGUCACCCUCCGAAACCCGCUCGCGGUCGACUUGGAAAUCCAGGACUUGUCUCUCCUGACUUCGGGAUCGCCGUUCGUCACCAACCCCUUGCCCCUUGUGCUCCCAGCGUUGUCAGUCCAGACGGUCCGCGUUACUGGCAAUGCGCCUGUGCCCGGCGCACUCCAGGUUCGCGGCGUCAACAUCCGCCUCGCGGACGGCUCGUCGGCCGAGUUCCUCGUUCCCAUUGCGGACGUCUCAGGAAAGAAGAGUGGGAGCAAACGCCGCAGUGCCGCCCUCGCAGACCUCGCCAAGGUCAAGAGGCAAGGACUUGAGGCUCGGAGAUCGGUUACCCUGGGCACGGAUGCCAUUCCUGUCUCUGAGGAUGACAGGCAGUGGCUCGAGUGCACCGUAGUGGAGGAGCAACCUCUGCUGUGGAUCAAGAAGACGUCACUCAACCACGGCACCGUCAUGCUCUACGACGGUGAGACGUCGGUGAUCCGCAUCACUGUCGAGAACAGCUCGGCUGUGCCCGUCGACUUUGUCAAGCUCUCCUUCGAGGACUCGGUCACCCGUGAGGCACAAUACCUCCUCUCGGACGGGGAACAAACGCCGCAGAAAGCGUACGAACUAGACUACGACAUCUCCAAGCAGCCGGUGUUCACGUGGGACAACACCGCGCCCCUUUCUAUUCCUCCCGGCGGCCGAGCGACGCUCUCGGUUCAGGUGUUGGGCAAGGUUGGAUGUACGGACGGCACGAUUCACGUCAACUACGGCUUUGUGAACCGCGCCGAGUCGUCGGGCACGUUCUACUCGCGUCGACUGACGUAUCCUGUGCUCUUUACAGUGUACCGGACGCUGGAAUGUUUCGCGCUCGAUCUCGCCAGCAUGCGGAGCGACUCGCAGGCCGAGGCGCGCCAACGCUUAGCGAACGGGACCACGCCGAGGUCAACCAAGUUUGCAGCCUCCAGCGACGAGGAGCUUAAGCGUGCACUUGCCCGCGGCGACGACCGCAGCGUGCUCUUCUGCAUCAACUUGCGCAACGUCUUCAGCGUGCCGUUUGAGGUAGCGCUAGCAGCGGCCGAGAGUGAGAGUGGGUCGGUGGUGACGCGUCUCGUCCCGCCAGGCGCGACGGAACGGCUCGUCCUUCCGAUCCAACGACAGUCCCUCAGCGCUGAGCUGCGCGCACAACCGAUCCCAUCUGCAGGGCGGCAGUACGUCGUCGACAAGAAGAAGAAGACGGCCGACGAGCUCGCCCUCGAGCGCGAGACAUUCUGGUACCGUGAGCGCCUGCUCGAGAUGGUCAACGUCAGCUGGCGCGAGCCCAGCUCGCUCCGUGCUGGCCGCCUGUCGCUCCGCGAGCAGUCGCUCACAACCGUCCACCUCGACGCGCUGAGACUCAAUGAAGUAGCCGUCAGCCUCUCGGUCAUUCCACGCAACAACGACGGGCCUAGGGCCAUGGACUUUGUCGACCUCCACAUCACUGUCACAAACCACCUCGAACGCAGCCUGCGCCCGUAUGUCCGUCUCGAGGCCCUCCCGACCUCCUCGACCGAUACCUCGUGGUCUGUCCCCGCCCCGCCCCCGGCGCCCCGCCGCUUGAGCAGCUUACCUGCAACGCCGAUGCCGCUGCCCAAGACGGUCGCAUUCGACGGCGUGCUCGCCGCCACUCUGCCUUCUCUCGGGCCAGGUGACAGUGCGAGCCACACCGUCGGCGCAAUCCUCCUCGCCUCGGGCUCGUACACUUUCCGUGCUGCUGCCGAGGAAGUCUCUCAGGCAGUGGCGACUGCGCCUCCAAGCAUUUGCUUCUCCCCCUCGGUGACAGUUCACAUCCCCUAG